Messenger RNA from Fusarium vanettenii 77-13-4, 1512 nucleotides. RefSeq lists its product as uncharacterized. Lineage: Eukaryota; Fungi; Ascomycota; Sordariomycetes; Hypocreales; Nectriaceae. Gene Ontology annotation, biological process: double-strand break repair via nonhomologous end joining. Gene Ontology annotation, molecular function: DNA end binding. The coding region runs from base 1 to 1512 and encodes 503 amino acids. The transcript has a single exon. Gene Ontology annotation, cellular component: DNA ligase IV complex; nucleus. The record is from RefSeq and is a predicted model, not a curated record.
AUGGCCAACGUCUGGACCGAAAGCCUUGACAGGAAGUCCAUUUGCAUCAGAGGCUGGAGCGAGAACACUACCAUUGACCCCAGUGACACCCCCGACAAUAUGGCCAAGUUCCUAGACAGCCUCAAUACUGCACUCGACUCGACACAGCCAGGCCACGAUGAAACUCAUCUCCGCCUUGAACCAGCUUCCAAAUCUGACGCUGGCGAGGGUGGUCUCACAUUGAAGAUUACCUGUGAACUUCUUGGGUUACAGCCGCUCAAAUGGCCUAUGCACCUGAAGAAGUUGCCAUCAUCUGCCAUCGCUGCAGAUCUUGUGCUUCCCCUGAUCCAGGCCCACCUCACCAGAAACCUCGAGGUCGAGUCGUUAAUUCGGACGCUGGGCCAUAAAGACGUGGUCAUUACGAAACUUCUGGACAAGCUGGAGGCUGUAGGCACGGGUCUAGAGCAUGUAUUCAACGGGCUCUCCGGAAAGAAGCGAAUCUCCAGAGCCGCCGCCGCAGACAAAAUCCCAGGCCUUGCCCCAUUUGACCGUCACCGCUGGAAGUCUGGCCUUGCAUACACGGACGAUGGCCCAAGCAACACAGAGUCGUUGAUAGAAGAUGUCCUUGGUGGAGGAGGAUUGCAGUUUGAGCCCACAAUAGAGGUUGCCGAAUCACCUCUGUUAGAUGACUGGUGGCAUCAGUUCAGUGGCGCUUCUUCUGUAGGACGCCCAUCGCAGAAGGCAAUUCCUGCAAAAGAGACGACACCUCCGCCCCAGGUGUCGGGGGUUGGUGAUGACGACGACGACGAUUUUCAAGUUCAGUCAACACCACCACAUCUUACGGCCGCACGGAAGUCCAUGGCAUCAAGGGGCAAGGGAAAGCCUGUCCUUGACGACGCAUCCACCGAGGGUGAUCCCGAAUCUCCCGCUUCGGCCAAAGAUGUCCCCGUCCCUCCCGAGACACGGAAGGAGACCAGGCCAACUCGACGGCUAGGAGCACUCGGCCGAAAGAAGCAAUCAACUCCGCCCCGAUCCCCCAGUCCUAAAAUACCUUCGCCAGCGAAGAAAGCACCGAGCCCAAAUGUCGACGACUCCGAGACAGCAUCGGAGGCAGAAGAUGACGGUGCAACAGCCUCGCUUCCAGACGAUGAUCCACCCCCGGCACCUUCACCCUCACCUCCACCCAAACCUGUUGCAAAGAAGAGUGGCCUUGGGCGUAUCGGGGGAGCCAAGGCGAAGCAGCCUGUCAAGGAGACAUCACCGCCCACAGAACCGGAAGUAACUGAGAUUGCCAGACCGGCCACCCAGAACCCCCCAAAGAGGUUGGGCGUGAUUGGGAAGAAGAAGGGGGAUGCGAAGGAGCCAUCAUCGGCUGCCGAUGAGAGUAGAGGCCGGGCCCGAUCAACGAAAGAGGAGGCACCGAAACCAAGAGAAACCUCACAAGAGAGGGCUGACCGCAGACGAGAGGAACUCAAGAGGGAGCUGGAGAAGAAGGCGGCAGCUGGUCCGGCCAAGAAGAAGCGGAAGUUUUAG